AUGAAACAUCUCUUUUCUAACAGAAGAUAUAACUUUAAAUCACAAACAAUAGGUGACUCUUUCCAACGCACUGUUGUAACAGAGGAAUUAUAUAUUUCGAAUUAUGACUAUGAUACUUCCGGCACAUCAGACGUAAUUGCACCUGGUAGAAUUACUGACCUCGAAAUAAAUAACAUUGAAACUGCCACAACACAGUAUGGAGAAAAUCGAAAUUUCACAAUUACGUGGACGGCAACUGAGGAUGACAAGAAUAGUGGAAAAGCGACAUCCUAUGAAAUGAAGAUUUCAAAUAACUCUUUCUAUCUGCGUGACAGUUUCGAGUCGGCCGAGGCUUUAAAUAUGACAAAUGUGACGUUGAGUCCACAAGCAGUUGGUUCGACAGAAGCAUUGAAAAUAGUAGUAGAUGCAGAAGAAUCAUUCACUGAAACAAUGUAUUUUGCUGUUAGAGCCGUCGACGAAGCUGGCAAUGUUGGGCCUGUCUCAAAUAUAGUUCCUAUCGUGAUAGCAAGAGGUUUUCGUGCAUCAGGAGAACAAGGAUACGCAGUAACUGAUACAGAUGACGACAUCGUUAUAGAAGAUAUCUCUCCGUCUAAAACAAGUGAUGAAUAUGAUGUUAAGUCUAUUAUCGUCGGCGUAUCAGUUGCUGGUGCAGUCCUUCUACUUGCAGCAGGCGCGUUCCUUUAUGUUAAAAAGUCUGUGACAACAAAGGCGGCGGUGACAGAUAGCCAAUUAUCUAUUUGCACAAAUAACCAUUCGAUGACAGAUGUAGAACCUUUCAAUCCUAACCAGAAUGAGAAGACCUCAACUAAUUCGAGCCCUGUUUUGCAGACCAUUGAAUUCCCUUCCCCUUUUACUCCCUCACAAAUCAAAGAACUAAAUACACAGGACUUUACAAGACCCCAAACCCCUGAUUCAGACCACAGGUAUAUCGAUACUAAGCUUGAAACGAAAGGAACUGACGAAACAGUAGUUGAUAUAGAAGACGAAACAAGCGAAUUUGGGGAUCCGGAUGAUUACAUCACAGAAACAACAACAUUUACAUUUCCAGUGUGUAAGGUUCCAUUUCAUAUGACAAACAAAGCAUUUCCAUUGAAAACCUCAACGGAACAAGAAGGUGUGAAAAAAUAUCACACCGUCGAUGAUAUGUCAGAUCAGAAUGUAUCGGAAAGAAACCAUUCAACUUUACCAGCGCUUCCAUUUGCAACACAUGAAAACAUGGAUCGCAGUCAUCCUCCACCAAACAUGGCUUUACAUAUCUUUAAGCCUGAUGCUUAUGGACCAGGUAAGAAACCAUACUCUUUCCCUGCUCCGUUUAGUGGUGUUUCCAGUACUUUAGAUAUGUCAGCUACAAUGAUUGCUGAUUUAGAAACAACAGACGACAUACUGGAUAAUAAAGAUAUACAGACAGCUGAUAAUGAAAUCGUUAGCGGCACAACUGAUCGCGAAAUGCAUAAAUACCGGAUAGACAUUAACGAAAGCAAAAAUGAAUAUUUAUCCUGUUAUAAUGAUAACGGAAUGCCAGAUUCUGUUGAAACAGGAAGCUCUGUUACCGAACAUUCUGCAUGUAACGAUGUACACACAGACGUCUGUAGCAGAGACGAUGAAGUCAAUUGUGAAAGCAAGAAGUCUUCAGAGUCAGAGAUAGACGAGACCAGCUUUUACAACAAGGAAUAUACAAAGAAAAUCGAAGGGAGUUUAUAUGCAGGUAAUUUCGAAGUUGGCUCCAACAACGCAUCUUAUACAGAAGAAAACGAAGUAAUAUUUAGAAACGAAGCCUAUUCAGUUGAAGACGUCAUCAGUUCGCGAAAUGCCAAUACAGAGAACAUGGAAGUGAAGGCUGAAAUCGAAUGCAAUGGAAGGAAAGUCGGAAUCGAUUCCGACAAUGAGUCAUAAACUGGUAAAGUGAAGUCAGGUCUAACAACCAAUCAUAUGCAGUUCUAACAACGGAUAAUAAACAAAGAAGAUCCCAUUUAAUUCUGAUCCACGUAAUUAUCAUUGAGUCAAAUGGACAAUGGGUUAGAAAGCUGAUCCUUUAGAUAAUCAAAGAAGCAGAGAAUGUAGAGAAAUUAAUGCCAGUUUUUAGUAUUAUAAAAACACUAUUAAAAGUACUUAGUACAAAAUACAGUGGUUACGACCUUAUUUUCCUUCUUUUUAUUUAUGUGUAACAAAAAGGAUAACAAAUUGACAGAAGAAUAGAACUUUGUCUUGUAUUAAAAGUGUAAACGUGUUAACAGAUAUCAAUUGAGACCUUGUUUGUAAAAUCUAUAUAUUCUCUAACAUUUGUUUAAGCAUGUGCAAAAGAAACAUAUUUAGGUAUUUUGGAAUCAAUAAAACAUAAUACAAAGAGAAUGAAUCGUUUUCAGAACUUUCCGUCAUACCUCAUCAUACAACAAUUGUUUGUGCUCAAAAGAGUGUCACAGUGUUGUUUUUACGUUUUUGAUCGUUGAUCAUAUUUAAUGUUUUAUUAUGAUAGGUUCAGCAUUCAUUACAUUUCAUUAACAUACUCAGAUGUUUAAUAUGCGAUAAAUGAAAGCAACAACAGUCCUUAAGUGCAGUGAGGCGGCUAUAA
Molecule: messenger RNA, 2569 nt
Organism: Mercenaria mercenaria
Lineage: Eukaryota; Metazoa; Mollusca; Bivalvia; Venerida; Veneridae
Exons: 3
Coding region: 1-1893 (630 amino acids)
Source: RefSeq, a predicted model, not a curated record